AUGGAUCAGCCAGUUCAAGAUUUAAUUGAAAAAAUUCCAGAUUUGAAAAAAAAAUUGAAAAAUUCAUUAGAUUUUGAAAAUAAAUUAUUUACAGUUUUAACAUAUGAUCCAGUAUUGAUUGAUCCAAGAUUAUAUUUGCAUUUUUACUACCCAGAGAUUGAUGGACCAAUGAAAAAAUUAUUAUUAGAAAGAUUAUUAUUCCAUCAACAAUAUUCUACAUGUUGGCAAUUAUUCUUGGGAGAAACAUUGAUAGAUAUUGAUGAAUUCUUAACUAGUGUUAAAUCCAUUUUUAAUAAACAAAAUAAUGAAUUUGCUAUAAUUUAUUUUAUAUUAAGUCAACCAAAUUUAGAUGAAAAUGGCAUUCAUAAAAUUCAAAUUUUAGAUUCACUUACACAUAUUUUUAAAAUCAAUGCUAGACAAGUACUUGAUAUUUAUUACGAAAUUAACGAUUUACGAAAUAUUGACGAUAUAAUGAAUUAUGAAAAUAAUAAUUUUGCAACAGACGUUAUAAAAUUAAAAAAAAUUAUACUGUUAUUAUACUAUGAAGGAGCAUCAAAACAAGAAAUAUCUCAAAUUUUAUUACAAUUUCCACAACUUUUAAUUAAACCUGGUUGGGUUAGCUCAUUAUUACCUAAAUUUGAAUUUUAUUCAUGCUUAUUGUUUGAAGAUAUUCCAAAAAAUUUAGAACCAUUUAUGGAUUCGAUUAAAGAAAUUUUACCAGUGGGUGUUAGGUUAAACGAUGUGGAUGCAAUUUAUUUACUACAUUCAAAUGUGGAUCCUUUUGUUUUGUUUCUGUCUUAUAAAUUAUCACGUAUGCAGAAAAAUAUCCUGAACCUAAUGAUUGAAUCCAUGCUAAGGACUUCUAAAAUUGAAGAGGUUAAAGCUGCUUUUUUAACCUGCAGUGAAAAACUUACAUUACCGGUAGCUGUUGGAUGUUUAGAUCUUUUACUUCCUGUGGAAAUUUCUGCAUUGAGUUUAAUAAAGCCAUUGAAUGCGUUAAUAAGAGACUCGGUGGUAAUGCAGUUAACCCAAUUAAGUCCAUCUCAUUACUUGGAGCUAAUACCAUAUUAUACUCAUGAUUAUAAAGUUUCGCGGCAUUUGAUUAAAUCCUAUUGUGAAUCUUCGAUUGCAGAUAUUGAAGAUUUGAAAUUUUUAGCCCUGCAGAACUCCCUUUCUAAAAGAACAUUGUUGGAGAUUUUUAGAUCAACAUUAUUGAGAACAGAAAUUAUUGAUGAAAAUUUUAUUGAUAUCAUCCUAAACAGUAUAUUACGAAAAUCAAUAACAAAAGUUGGAAAUUUCAGCACUUCCUUUGAAUCAUUAACAUUGUUGGAACGCAACUUAUUUCACGCAACUUUGCGAUCCUUAGGACAAUCUAUCUCAGUACUACCACCAGAAAGUCUUGCUUCGGUCAUGGAUAUUUUAUACAAAGUACUUCAUUCAACAACAUUUGAAUUCAAAGAUGAUGACAUAGCCCAGAAAUAUUUACUCAAAUCCAUAUCAAAUGAAGUUUUCAAUUUUGUAUUACGAGAAGAAAAUAGAGUUGAAAUUCUUUCUACUGUAAUGAGUAAAAUGGAAACAUCAACAUUUUGGGUAAAAUAUAAUUUAAUAAAAGGAACAGUAUUAGAUGAUUAUAAAAAUUCUAUAAAAUUAUUAAAAUUUUAUUCUAAAGAUAAACUUCAAUUAGCUGAAUUUUUUCCAGCAAUAAUUUCAGGAAUAUUAAAUUUUGAAAAUUUAGAAUUAAAUAAAAAGAUAAAUUUAUUAGAUUUUUUUUUUAAACAAGCUAAAAUUUAUGGAUUUAAUAAUGUUAUAAAAAUGAAAAAUGGAUUUGAAAUUGUUAAAUAUUUUAAAGAAGCUGCUAAAAAGAAUGAGUUAGAUGAUGAAUCUGUUGAAUGGUUAAUUCAAUUAACUAAAAAAAGUAAAUAUGUGAAACGAGUGAUGAAUAAUGUAAAGAGUGACAUUAAAUGA
Molecule: messenger RNA, 1965 nt
Organism: Lodderomyces pseudojiufengensis
Lineage: Eukaryota; Fungi; Ascomycota; Pichiomycetes; Serinales; Debaryomycetaceae
Exons: 1
Coding region: 1-1965 (654 amino acids)
Source: RefSeq, a predicted model, not a curated record